Messenger RNA from Cylicostephanus goldi, 225 nucleotides. The record is from the annotation of a GenBank genome assembly. NCBI's taxonomy places the organism in Eukaryota, Metazoa, Nematoda, Chromadorea, Rhabditida, Strongylidae.
AUGGAGACAAAUUUUUUUCUGAAGCAAGUGCUCAGAGGAAAAGCAGCUGCUGCACUGAACUGCAUUCCAGUCGUUGGAGACAAGCAUCAGACAACCGUGGGCAUCUUGAAGAAACACUUCGAGCGCUCUACCAACAUCGCAGAGAUACUCAUCCACGAGAUCGAACGCCUUCAUGGAGCAAAAGACCAUCCCGAGAAACGUUUGAAGCAAUCAAUUCGCGGAUAA